Messenger RNA from Andrographis paniculata, 1173 nucleotides. Its product is annotated as coatomer subunit epsilon-1-like. The transcript is spliced from 7 exons. Gene Ontology annotation, cellular component: COPI vesicle coat. Lineage: Eukaryota; Viridiplantae; Streptophyta; Magnoliopsida; Lamiales; Acanthaceae. Gene Ontology annotation, biological process: endoplasmic reticulum to Golgi vesicle-mediated transport; retrograde vesicle-mediated transport, Golgi to endoplasmic reticulum; intra-Golgi vesicle-mediated transport. Gene Ontology annotation, molecular function: protein binding; structural molecule activity. The record is from RefSeq and is a predicted model, not a curated record. The coding region runs from base 98 to 976 and encodes 292 amino acids.
UAAAAACACACUUUGCUUGGCUUGGUUGGGUCUGCUGCUUGCAUUUCUUCUCUUCGCUGAUCUUGGCGAAGGAAUUCAAGAACCGAAGAUUUGAAAGAUGGCGGCUGCCGGAGGCCCCGAUCCGUUGUUUGGAUUGAGGAACAACUUCUACUUGGGUGCGUAUCAGGCCGCGAUUAACAACAGUGAUAUAGCUAAUCUUUCCUCCGAAGCAGAAAUCGAGAGGGACACCCUCGUUUACCGCUCUUAUAUUGCUCUCGGUAGUUUCCAGCUUGUGAUAAAUGAGGUCGAUUCAUCUGCGGCAACCCCACUUCAGGCCGUGAAAUUGCUGGCGGAAUAUCUUUCCGGCCCUGAAAACAAGGAAAAUGUUAUCUCAAGUCUAAAUGAGUGGCUGGCAGAUCCAGCUGUCGGAAACAAUGUCAUCUUGCGCCUUAUUGCAGGGAUUGUAUUCAUGCAUGAACAAGAUUACAAUGAAGCUUUGAAGCAUACAAAUACUGGAGGAACAUUGGAUCUGCAUGCUUUGAAUGUCCAAAUUUUUCUUAAGAUGCAUCGGUCUGACUAUGCUGAGAAGCAGUUGAGAAUUAUGCAAGGUAUAGAUGAAGAUCAUACUCUGACUCAACUGGCAACUGCGUGGCUGAACUUGGCUGUGGGCGGUGCAAAAAUCCAAGAAGCAUAUCUUAUUUUCCAGGACUUCUCUGAGAAGUACCCAAUGACUAGCUUGAUCCUCAACGGAAAGGCUGUCUGCUGCAUGCACAAAGGGGAAUUCGAUGAAGCAGAAACACUUCUACUAGAAGCACUAAACAAGGAUGCAAAGGAUCCAGAAACCCUUGCAAAUCUGGUUGUUUGUAGUCUUCACCUUGGAAAAGCAUCAUCACGCUAUCUUAGCCAAUUGAAAUUGUCUCACCCAGAUCACAUACUUGUUAAACGUGCAUCUUCUGCCGAAGAGAACUUUGACAGAGCACUUCAAACAGUUGCAUAAAGACUGCAUCUUGCUAGUAUUGAGUUUUGAGUUUAAUAUUGGAAAAAUUCUAGACACCGGAGAGAUCUUAUAAAUGUUGAAUCUACAAGCAAGUCAUAUAGUAUGGUUUAUAUCUUAUCUGCGGUUAGAAAUAUUUGUGUGAUGUACUGCCACUCUGAGAUUUCCUAUCUUUUGUGGUAUAAAUAUUACUUUCUUAA